UUGUCCAACGAUCUCGCAAGUGGUACGAGCUUGACGGACGAAGAAGCAAAGGAAAUUCGAGAUGCUGCCAUCGAGAAGUUCCAAGCCUGCGCCGCGGCGACCAUCUUUAAUUGGGGCAACGUGCACAUGUGCGAAGCGCGCAAGAAGAUGGACGGCGGUCGCGAACCGGCGAAGGAGCAGGGCGGUCCUCCGGGAUCUGCCAUCGCCAUCGCGGAUGAGUUCGAUGAAGUCGAACGACUCAUCGGUCUUGCUAAGGAACGAUUCGAGGAAGCGAUCGUGAUCAAGCCGGAUCACCACGAUUCGCACAUCGCGUUGGCGCAGCGUCGCUACGAGCGCUCGCGUCUGCUCAGCGCCGCCGCCGGCAUGAGCGGCGAUGAGGGUAAGGUAGCCAAGGGUCACGAUGCUAAAAAGCGCAUUGCAGAAGCAGAGGCCGAAUUCGUCGGAGCCGUGGCGGAUUACAAGGCUGUGUUUGCCACCUUGCCGGACGAAGUCCCGAGGGAAAAGACUGAGGAGGAAAAGGCGGCGUUCCAAGCGCUCGUGGACGAAGCCGUCGCGCGGGGCGACGAACCACCCACGGACGAGGAGCCAUCGACGAAGGGACAAGUGCGCGUCAUGCUUGGUAAUACGCUCUUCGAGCAAUCACAAUUGGCGGCUCGCUUAGGAAAGGAAUGGAAGUCGAUGCUCGACGAGGCGCUCGAAAACUUCCACGAAGCGGGGUGUGCGCAAGAGGACAUUGACAACGCAGUGAGCAUGCAUUACGGCACGCGGAUGACCGCUGGCGGCAAGUAG
Messenger RNA from Ostreococcus lucimarinus CCE9901, 789 nucleotides. RefSeq lists its product with no specific name. The annotation marks the transcript as partial. The transcript has a single exon. The record is from RefSeq and is a predicted model, not a curated record. Lineage: Eukaryota; Viridiplantae; Chlorophyta; Mamiellophyceae; Mamiellales; Bathycoccaceae.